AUGACACACUUUGCCAAGGUCCACCUCGUCAACUUCACAUCGAACGCCAGUGAUAGGUCGAACAGGCCCUCGUCUUCUUCCCGCGCCGCACUCCCGCAUCUCAACGGUCGUUUUACACUAGCGCCGGACCCCUCGCCCGCCGAGACGGACCCGCAACUUGGCCUUCCCCUCGGCGACUCGGCACCGGGGGGCAUCCCUCCAGGCGCCGAUGAUUGGACCGCCGGACUCAGCACGAUCGGCCACGCGGAUGCCACCCCGUUCGCGCCUGCUAGUCUGCAGGAGACAAGGGUAGCCUAG
Messenger RNA from Colletotrichum lupini, 297 nucleotides. RefSeq lists its product as uncharacterized. The transcript has 2 exons. NCBI's taxonomy places the organism in Eukaryota, Fungi, Ascomycota, Sordariomycetes, Glomerellales, Glomerellaceae. The record is from RefSeq and is a predicted model, not a curated record. The coding region runs from base 1 to 297 and encodes 98 amino acids.